Messenger RNA from Caenorhabditis elegans, 351 nucleotides. RefSeq lists its product as uncharacterized. Bases 1 to 351 code for a protein of 116 amino acids. Lineage: Eukaryota; Metazoa; Nematoda; Chromadorea; Rhabditida; Rhabditidae. The transcript has a single exon. The record is from RefSeq and is marked reviewed.
AUGAUUACUUCAAAAAAUUUAGCUACCCCGGCCCAGGUUCGGCUUGUAUAUGCCGUUUUGAAAGUGUCCAAAAACACCUUUCAAAAAAAUUCUAAAAAUGUAUGCUGUAUGCAUGUUUUCACUGUUUUCAACUAUUUAGAAACGCUCGUAUCUACUUUUAGAGAUUUUUAUUUUUGGAAAAUUUUAAAUUUUUUGCUAGGGCAUUUUUCGGCAAAAGUUUCAAAACGUCAUAACUUUGCUGAAAUUGUUUUAGAAGCAAUCAUCGUUAGCUUUCUUCCAUCGAAAAAUUACUAUGGCAUGUCGGUGUCUCCGAGACUAAAUUUAAAGCUUUUCCUUGUAAUCCUAUAUUAG